AUGGAUGACCGCUUGAACAAGCCGCUCCCUUCUCACCUACUCACCCAUCACCCCUCGUGCCAAAUUCUCUCCUGCCUCCCACGAGAUGGUAGUCUCCGUGAUGUCCCGUCGCCUCCUGACUGGCACCACCCGUCCAUCCCUCCCCGCAACAUCGCACACUUUGCCGAGCUCCCUUUGAAAUUCUACGCUCUGCAGGAGACUUUCGAGGCGAUCUUCAAGAAGCUCGAAGCAAACAUCGCGAAUCUCAAAGGUUUUGAAGAGACCGUUGGCAUCCUCGAGAAGAAGACUGAGUCUAUCCAUCGUGAUCUCGUCACCGGACUUGAGAUCAUCGACCAGAACAUCUGGGACGCCAGCGUCAUGACCCGAGCAUCAACAACCUCGAAGAGAAACUCCACGGUCUCGACUCUCGAGUACGGGCUGAAGAACGUCAACAUGAAGUUUAGCGUUGACGAUUACAAAGUGGAAGGUGUCGAUAACGGCAAGAAGGUCGAUAACAACAAGGAGAACUUCCGCAGGGGGGCUCGUCGCGGGCGAGUGAGGCUGCCGUCGCUCCUGGCACCCUUCAUCCAACCACAUAGUGUGUCUCUUCUGGUGCUGCCUCAGGCUUUCCCACCCCGAUUAAAAAGGCCCAGAAUGCCUUUUUGA
Penicillium bovifimosum is the source of this 645-nucleotide messenger RNA. RefSeq lists its product as uncharacterized. Bases 1 to 645 code for a protein of 214 amino acids. The record is from RefSeq and is a predicted model, not a curated record. The transcript has a single exon. Lineage: Eukaryota; Fungi; Ascomycota; Eurotiomycetes; Eurotiales; Aspergillaceae.